Molecule: messenger RNA, 1728 nt
Organism: Arctia plantaginis
Lineage: Eukaryota; Metazoa; Arthropoda; Insecta; Lepidoptera; Erebidae
Source: the annotation of a GenBank genome assembly
AUGAAAUUCAAGAAAAUUAAUUCAUUGUUGGUGAACCAUGUGCGGACCGCAAUGAGUCGGUAUUUACAGACUCAACCUAAUUGGGCCGACGCAUCGCUAUUUUUGACUAUGAGCCAAUAUCGACAUUUGUUACUAAUAAAGGAUGAAACUGGUAUUCCCGGCAGUUUCAUUCAAAUACCAAACAUUUUACAUAAUGUGUACAGUGUAACAAGCCUAGAUGAUAAACAGAUUCCAUUAUUUAGGAUGGUACUGAGGUUGGUUCUCGAUGGUCGAUACCUCAUAUUGUCAGACUGCAGUGACGGAGUUACCUUUUUAUUGGGUCAUCGUACUGAAUCCCCGAUUUGGGGUGAUAUAAGAGCAGUUGCUCUUAAUUAUAACUAUGGACCGGUUAAAGGUUUCAGUCUAAACACAUCAAAAGCAAAUGCCAUAUGUGAUAAGUUGGCGAUCGACAGUUAUUCCAAGAUUGACAAGUUGGUUGGGAAGCGUUGGAAGAUUUAUUACGCUUGGAACCUCAAUGAUAAGCUGGUGGACAACUGCAUGGAGAUCAUGUUUAAGAAUGCUACUCCAAUGAUAAUAAAUCGAAUUUGGAACGAUAUGUAUGAGUAUCUAGAAAGUCAGCCAUCAUGGGUAGCGGCCACUUUACUGAUGUCUAAAACACCACACCAGGAGAUGCUGCUCUUUGCAGAUGAACAAAUUCCUGGCAGAUAUAUUGGGGUAGCCAAUAUCGUGCGCUCAGAAAAAGUUAGACCGCACAAAAAGUCAGUGCCACUAUUUAAGAUCCAGAUGAGGCUGUACUUAGAUGGUCGAUAUCUUCUCUUAGCAGACUGUAACAUAGGAGUCAUAACACUGUCAGUGCACCAAACGCCAUUCCGUGGAGAAAUGGAAAUCGCAGGAGUAGCAGAUUCUUUACAUUUAGGUUACGUGAUUUACUUCUUGAUAAAAGACACUAUAGCAAUUGAAAUCGAAGUAGACGAUGGUGUCAAAAUACGAAAGGAACCAAUAACUGCUUCACCAAAGGAAGAUCCUGAUGAUCCAAAACCAACAAAAGCGGCGAUACCUGAGGAACCUCAAUUUCCGCAUAACUGGUCUGAUAUUAUGGUUAAUACGACCAGUUGUGAUGAAUAUCUAGCUAAUGUUACAUUCGAUCCUUUUAAAGUGCUUGAUAUUGACUGGAAAAUAUGGUAUUAUUGGAAUCAACAUUUUGAAGAGAGCUAUGAAAUAAAAUUUAGUAUACCUUCAAGAACUUUAGUAGACCGCUUCAGAGUGGAAUUAGAUGAUGAAAUAAAACCAAGAGUGGAAUGGGAUGACGCAAUACUUUUCAUGGAAACAUCCAUUGACUUCAGUGCCCUGUUCAUUAAAACUGCAAAAGAUGGCCAAUUCAGAGUCAUCCCUUCUCUUGCUUUUGAGUUUUCUAGAUUACCAGAAGUCAUAUUUGGAAUGAAGGUAAUUGAACCAUACGGCUACUUGGCUCUGUUAAACUGCAAGUAUCGUAUCUGCUACGCACUCGCGCCUGUAAACAACAUGCCAUAUUAUGGAAAGUAUGAAGAAGAAGCAAAAAAGAUAGGUUUUCGUGGUGAGUUUGGGCGCUCCUACAUAACAAUAUCGCCAGCUCCACCACCUAUGGAGUUCGAAGACGACCUUGGAGGGCUUCAUGAUGAUGACGAAGAAGAUAUUCACCUGGAGAUUCAAAAACAGUUCAAUGAUAAAAUGCAAAGCGUUUUGGUUUAA